AUGCCUAGCAGCAGCACGCUCUCGACGAGCUGCGUAGCGACCUGCGGCGAAGCCUUCCAAGGUCUCUGCGCCUUGUACCUGGGCGAGUCGGCCGCCACGGACUGCCCGGCCGCGUCCACCAUGGCGCCCUGUCAGCGGUCGUCGCGGACAACGUACUAUCAAUGCUUCAACGUUACUGGCACGUCGCUGACGCUUGCGCUCGGGAGCGAGCCGAGCUCGGAGACGCCCGUGGCCAACGUCGGCGCUGUCGGCGCCUUGGAGCUGGGGCCGCUCACGUCUUUGGCCUUGCGCGGCCAGGGCAGCACGCCACGGCCCAUGGUCUUUGCGAAUAGCUUCCUCGCGCGCUCAACAGCACUCACCCAUCUUACGCUCUCGACCCUCGCGGUCCCAAUGUUUCCGUCAAAGCAGCUGCCAACGACGCUGCAAUCACUCGAGCUGAUCAAGUGCAACCUGACGACCUGGCCCGUCACCGACGCGCUCGUCAACCUCACCGCCCUCGAUCUGAGUGACAACCAGUUUCACAUUCUGCCCGCAGCGAUUUCCACCGAGCUUCCGCGCCUCCGCGCUCUGAACUUGUCCAAGAACCCGCUGAGCUUGCAAGAGCUCCAGGCGCCAGCGACAACAACCUUCUUUGCGCGCCUCAAUACAUUUACCGUCGACGUGCAUCUCUGCGGCGGCAGCCUCGUGACUUCGUUUACGAGCACGUCGGCCCUCGCCGCUGCGUCGUGCACCGCGUCCGACAAGGAUUCGGCGCUGACCGCAGCCACAUCGCCUUCGCUCCUCUCCCCGUCGGUGAUUGCGCUCAUCGCGGUGGCCGGCGUCGUUGCCAUCCUCGGUAUUUUGCUUGUGCUCUGGCGCUGCAAGCGCGCGCCGCGGCCCGAAGCCACGCGUCCCAUGGAGCGCGUUGCUGACGACGACGACCAAGAUACGACGUACUUUCCCGGUCCCAAGACGAAAGCCUCCUCCACGCAUGCCACGUCAUCGGUCCGGCCAGGGCUCGUGUCGUCGCUCAAACGGGUUGUGGACCCGGCCAUGACGGCCCUCGCCACCAAGUACACAGCAGACAGCGAGCUCCACGAGCUUGGCCUUCCGAGCGCAUUUGUCGUUCCGACGCGGCUCCUCGCGCGCUCAAACGACCGCGUCUACGAGGUCUGGCUCGGCGCGUUUGAAGACACGCACGUUGCUAUCAAGAAGCUCGCGCCGCACGUCACCGACGUCGAGAGCAGCGCAUCCGCGCUCUACGACGAGCUCAAGGGCCUCGCACGCUUCUCGCACCCCAACAUCGUGCGCGUCGUCGGUGUCGUCUUGCCGCCAAGUGGUGUCGCCGGCGUGUUUGCCUAUUGCGCGCACGGCGACCUCCAAAGCGUCCUCGCCACCCACAGCCUCCAGGACGACGCGUGGAGCUGGUUUGAGCGCAAGGUUGGACUCGCACUCGGGCUUGCACGGGCGCUGGCGUACCUCCACGCGCAGUCGCCCAGUGUGAUUCAUCGGGACGUGCGCGCGCGGAGUGUCCUUCUCGACAGCCGGUAUCGGUGCCAACUGAGCCACUUUGGCUCGGCGCGAGCGCGCUCGAUUCUCGAUACGAUGACGCAGGACGUGGGGACGACGCAGUGGACCGCGCCCGAAAUGCUGCGUGGCGAAGACUACUGCGAAGCCAUUGACGUCUACUCGUUUGGCGUCGUGCUCACCGAGCUCGCGACGCAUGCGCUUCCGUUCCAUGACUAUGCCCACCACGACGACCCGAAGCGGGUGCUGGUGCAAGAGCUCAUGACGGGCCGCGCGGUGCCGAGCUUUGGCGACCACUGCCCCGAAGAGGUAUCUCGCCUUGGCCGGCAGUGUUUGCAGCUGGACCCGUCCAAGCGGCCGCCGAUGGCAUCGAUUGUCGAGGCCCUCGAGCGCAUUGAGCGCCGGCAGCAGGAGGACGAGCAACACAAUGGAAUUCUGGUCUAACGUAGUAUUAUAAUGAUAUGAAUCGUGGUGGCGUGUCUAUGGCA
Molecule: messenger RNA, 1994 nt
Organism: Saprolegnia diclina VS20
Lineage: Eukaryota; Oomycota; Saprolegniomycetes; Saprolegniales; Saprolegniaceae
Product: TKL/DRK protein kinase
Exons: 8
Coding region: 1-1950 (649 amino acids)
Biological process (GO): protein phosphorylation
Molecular function (GO): protein kinase activity; ATP binding
Source: RefSeq, a predicted model, not a curated record